Vigna unguiculata (cowpea) is the source of this 339-nucleotide messenger RNA. The record is from RefSeq and is a predicted model, not a curated record. Lineage: Eukaryota; Viridiplantae; Streptophyta; Magnoliopsida; Fabales; Fabaceae.
AUGCUGGGAAUUCUCAGAGAACAUAAACUGUAUGGGAAGCUGACGAAGUGUGACUUUUGGCUGGAUGAGGUACAAUUUUUGGGCCAUGUCAUCUCAGCUCAAGGUUAUUAUAGACAAUUUGUGGAGGGGUUCUCCAAGAUGGUGAGUCCCUUGACUCAACUCACUAGAAAGGACCAGCCUUUCUCUUGCACUGACGAGUGUGAGAAUUGUUUUGAGGAUAUGAAGAAGAGAUUGACCACUGCGCCAAUACUGGCUAUUCCUGACACCACCAAGACGUUUGAGGUGUACUGUGAUGCUUCCUACCAAGGUCUAGGUUGUGUGUUGAUGCAGGAGAAAUGA